AUGCGUAUGAAACAUGGAAAGCUGUUCGUUAUUGUUAUGAUCUGUUUCAAUUUGGUGGUGUUUUACUAUUCCUGGAGAUAUUUUCUAACGAGAACCGAAUUCCUUGCUGACCCGUUCAGUAAGCAAUCACCGAUAAUAAACCCAAUAGAACGAAUUGGUUUCAACGAACAGGAUGAUGUUAUACAUUCUUCUGCAGUGCGGAUUGUGAUGAAGCAUGAAAAUCCGGUACCGAAGAAAAGCACCAAGCUCAGCCGAAUUCGAGACCGCAUACAGAAUACGAACAAAUAUUUGCAGAAAAGUAUUACUAUCGUUUUCCGCGACUUCUACGAGUUCGAUAAUGAUCUCAUGCAGUCAAUAGCCAGCAUUGUAAACCUUAUCCCCAAUAUACCAGUUUUCAUUAUUUCCGCCAACAUUCCGUAUCCACCGCUGGAUGUUUUCACCAGUCCCGGUCGGUCCUCAAACCAAACCAGCUGGUUCGAAAAAGACAGUAACGUGAGAUUCUUCAGCUUGAGCUACGACAUCACCAAACCCCUGAAGGACACUCUUCCGAUACUGCAGAUACGAACGCGGUACACUCUAUUCAUGCCUGACAGCGUUCGUCUUAACGGACGGUCGCUCCUCUCCCGACUGCUACGGGAAAUUUCUUCUCCUUCCGCCGAAGAUCUGAUGCUGCAGCAGCAUCAAAAUCUGCUGCUCAAACAAAACAAUCAGGCCGUGGAAAACAGAAUCGAUAUGACCCGGAAACAGGAGCAGAGGAUAAUUGCUGUCCCGUUCGCUUCCAAUCAGAAAACGGUUGCCAAUUGCUGCCAUCUGCUGCUCGAUCUACCCAACUGGACGCUGGAGUACGUGACCGGUAACGGGACCGACAACUGCGACAUGUACAAACAGAAGCAUGCCAUCUUGAUCGAAACAGCCCUACUGAAGGAGAUGCCUGAUGCACUAUCGUCUCCAUUUCCUGAACUGUUCUACAUUCAGGCUAAACUAUCCAACAUUAAGAAAGUGCUGCUCAACGCGUCGUUCCAGGAUGGCAAGAAGCUGUUCACUUCCUAUCACACGAAAACCAAGAGGCGCAAUUUGCGCAAGGAGCAAUUCAGAUCACUCUAUCGCAAGCUGCAAAUAAAAAAGGUGGUUCGCAAAAACUACCUGCACGACAAUAAGUCAAAGCUCCCCAAGCGGAAGCAGCUAAUCAAAAGCUUCGAACACAACAAUCAAACGAUUUCGCUGCUCACGGAAACCACUUUCUACGGGUGUGAAAAGCAAACCAAAAGCUGCAUCGGGCAGGUUUACAAUGCACAACCCUUCUAUCGGUUCCUCGGUCGCCACACGCCACCCUGCUGUCUCGAUAAGCUGAAGCUUGUUUUCCGACACGUGGUGGAUGAAUUGGAGAAUGUCGGCAUUCGCUACUGGCUGGACAACUACGCGCUGAAAAAUGCCAUCGAGCUGAAAUCGCUAUCCCCCGAUGCCUACGAAAUAGACCUAAGUUUCAACAGUGAUGAUGUGCAACGAUCCGUUGCACUGCGAAAGGCUCAGUCGAAGCCAUACACCGACGGAGACGGUUUUUACUGGUUAAAGGCCACCGACGGCCAUUACUUCCGGGUGCAGUACUCCAAGGUUAACCAAAUUGCGGUAAAUUUACUGCCCUUUGACCUGAGUGGCGAAGUGGUUCGGCCGAAUGGCUUCUACGGUUGGAAGGCGAAGAAAUUUGCAGUGGAAUUCUUGCACCCCAUGUCGACGGUGCUGUUUCUCGGAAAGCCCAUUAUGUGCCCCAACAACGUUGUGGAGUACCUGGAAACGAAGAACGUUAAGUAG
This is a messenger RNA of Sabethes cyaneus, 1809 nucleotides long. RefSeq names its product ribitol 5-phosphate transferase FKRP. Gene Ontology annotation, biological process: protein O-linked glycosylation via mannose. The record is from RefSeq and is a predicted model, not a curated record. Gene Ontology annotation, cellular component: Golgi apparatus. The transcript has 3 exons. The coding region runs from base 1 to 1809 and encodes 602 amino acids. Lineage: Eukaryota; Metazoa; Arthropoda; Insecta; Diptera; Culicidae.